AUGAAGUUCCGACCCCCCUUCCGCUGCGUCAAAUCCAACAUGGCGGCGCCCGGUGCGGCGGACCGAGUGGAGGCAGGCUGCGGUGCUACGGAACCGUCACACCCGGCCUGUGGAGACUCGAAGAGGCCUCAGUUCGGGACUCGUUUCCUCACGGACCCGCGGGAAGUCUUCCAGCACAACGCCUGGGACAAUGUGGAGUGGACGGAUGAGCAAGAAGCAGCAGCGAAGAAGAAAGUUUUAGAAAACAGUCAGCCGCUGCCGCCCGAGAAACAAGAGGAGUACGACAGCCGGGCCAACGAGUACUGGAACGACUUUUACACCAUCCACGAGAACCGAUUCUUCAAAGACCGCCACUGGCUCUUCACCGAAUUCCCAGAGCUGGCCCCACAGUGCGGCCUCCACCAGGAACCCAGCGCUGACGCCUCUGCUACAGAGCUGCUUCAGGAGGACAGCGCUGAUCAAAAACAAUGCACACAACUGGCGAGUUUGUCUUUAAGUGACGGCGAGUUUCCAGGGUCAUCUGCCACGUAUCGUAUUCUGGAGGUCGGCUGCGGUGUGGGGAAUACAGUUUUCCCAAUACUGAAGACUAACAAUGACCCGGGUCUCUUCGUCUACUGCUGUGAUUUCUCCAGCACAGCUGUGGAGCUGGUCAAGACGAAUCCAGAGUACGACCCCGGGCGCUGCUUCGCCUUCGUUCACGACUUGAGCGACGUGGAAGCCGAUUACCCCGUCCCUGAUGGGACCCUGGACGUCGUGGUCCUCAUCUUUGUGCUGUCAGCACUGCAUCCAGACAAGAUGCAGGCGUCCAUCAGUCGACUGGCUCGCCUGCUGAAGCCUGGAGGAGUGAUGCUGCUCAGAGACUACGGACGCUACGAUAUGGCUCAGCUCCGCUUUAAGAAAGGGAGGUGUCUGUCAGAGAACUUCUACGUUCGAGGCGAUGGGACACGAGUGUAUUUUUUCACGCAAGACGAGCUUCACGAGCUGUUCGCCGGGGCCGGGCUGGAGAAAGUGCAGAGCCUCGUGGACAGAAGGCUGCAGGUGAACAGGGGCAAACAGCUCACCAUGUACCGAGUGUGGAUCCAGUGCAAGUACCGAAAGGCUCCAUGUCUGCCGCCCGAUACGUGAGGAGGGGGCUCCACCACUUGACCUCUGAGCUGAAAGGAAGCAUGGGAUGCUUAUUUUUCCCAGAGGACGCACGGCCCCGGAAGGCUUGACUGUGAUUGCAAUAAAGAGGACGUAGCAGGAUCGUCCCUGUGAAGGCUGAACACCGUCUCAGCUACAGUAAUGUGGAUGGACUAGUUUCAUGGUGUUACUGAUAAUGCUGCAGUCCACAAUCAAGACUGACGUUUCCAUUUUAACUUAUGAAAAGGACCGCUUACCCAUGAACAAAAGUGUCCAGUCGUUUUUAAAUUGAAUGUUUUGGCACAAUUUGAAAAGAUUUCAUCACAUUUUUGUAUGCAGGGAAUAAAAAAUGACACCUGAGGUGU
This is a messenger RNA of Salarias fasciatus (jewelled blenny), 1487 nucleotides long. RefSeq names its product methyltransferase 2A, methylcytidine (gene mettl2a). The transcript has 9 exons. Gene Ontology annotation, molecular function: tRNA (cytidine-N3)-methyltransferase activity. Bases 1 to 1125 code for a protein of 374 amino acids. The record is from RefSeq and is a predicted model, not a curated record. NCBI's taxonomy places the organism in Eukaryota, Metazoa, Chordata, Actinopteri, Blenniiformes, Blenniidae.